Messenger RNA from Papilio machaon (common yellow swallowtail), 4168 nucleotides. RefSeq names its product leucine-rich PPR motif-containing protein, mitochondrial (gene bsf). The coding region runs from base 152 to 4096 and encodes 1314 amino acids. Gene Ontology annotation, molecular function: protein binding. NCBI's taxonomy places the organism in Eukaryota, Metazoa, Arthropoda, Insecta, Lepidoptera, Papilionidae. The transcript is spliced from 9 exons. The record is from RefSeq and is a predicted model, not a curated record.
UCUGUAACAUAUUCUCUUUGGUUCGGGCUGGCGAAUGUGACAUAACGAGAUAACCUUAAAUUCAUACAUUUCCCCGAGAAAAAUAGCAAAUAAAAAUAAUUAAACGAUUUCAAUUAAUAUAAUUUUGAUGCAAUAAAUAAUUUUCCUUAAAAUGUCAUCAUUAUUGCGUUCAACGAAGUUUAUUCGGUAUUUUACUGGUGCAGCAAGAACUUUAAUUUUAAACUCGGCGAAAAGUGCUGAAGCGAAUUUACUUGUUAAUUCUAAAUCAUUAAGUGCAAGUAAUAGUGUCUUGCUAAGAGAUUAUGCAACUUCUAAAAAGAAGGAAAGUCUUGAACCAUUACUACAAAGGUUAGACUCAGAUGUUCGAAGAUUUGGAAGAAUCACAAAAAAAGAUAUUGAUGAAGUAUUUGAUGAGAUAAUUUCAAAAAGCGACAUCACCAGCUCUCAAUCGUUGCUAGUGAUCAGAUGUUGUGGUGAAUUAGUACCAGAAGAACUUCCUGAAGAAAGAACACUAUUGGUACAGAAAAUAUGGAGUGUAUUAACAGAAAGAGGCAUCCCAAUGGACAUAUCACAUUACAAUGCUUUACUUAGGGUUUACAUUGAAAAUGAACAUCCAUUUUCACCAGCAAAAAUACUUGAAGAACUAGAGAACAAAGGACUACAACCAAAUAGGGUAACAUAUCAACGACUUAUGUGGCGGUAUUGUCAAGAAGGAGAUGUUGACGGCGCUACCAAAGUUCUGGAAAAAAUGCGAGAACUUAAUCUUCCCGUGUCUGAACCUGUAUUGAAUGCUUUAGUUAUGGGACAUUCAUUCCAUGGUGAUACUGAUGGUGCCAAAACGGUUUUGGAAACUAUGGCCGCUGCUGGACUACAACCUACUAAUCGUUCAUACACAUUACUAGCUUGUGGAUUUGCAAGGAAAGGGGAUAUACAGGGCAUUAAAGAGGUCAUCAAAACUGCAACUGCAAAGGAUGCCUUUUUGUGUGAUAAGGAUAUUUUAGACAUAAUUGAACAUUUAGCUAUUGGAGGUCAUAAUGACAAAAUAGAUGAACUGUUUCCUCAUCUUCAAAAGAGUCAUGGGUAUAACCAGGAUGUAUACAAUCUUGUGUUAAGAUUAUUAAACAAGGGUCAUGAAGAUUCUGCCAAGAAAAUGAUAAAAACAAUGCCCAAAGUACUCACAACUGAUGAUACACCAUUCAAAUGUGCAUUCUUUGUAAAACAAUUAGUAAAGAUUAAUAAUUCGCCAGACAAUGUUGUAAAGUCGUGCAGAGCACUUCAAGAAGAAGGUUUGGCUCCUAAAGCACUUUAUAUUGCAGCUGAAACGGCAUUCCACUUAAAGAAACCUGAAUUAGCACAAAAGCUUUUAAAAGAGCUGCAAAAAGAUGGAUUAGAGUUACGUCAGCAUUACUUUUGGCCUAUCCUUGCUCAAAAAGGCAAAGAAGGUGAUGAGGAAGGUCUCUUACAGGUGCUUAGAGAUAUGGCGAGAGAGGGUUUAAUUCCCACCGGUGAAGCCCUUAGGGAUUAUGUGAUUCCUUUCCUAAUUGGUAAAGACACUCCUGAGAAUAUAAUUCUUAAGCUGCAAAUUUCAAAUGUACCUCCUGCUCUCAGUGCGAGAAAUGUUAUGAUAGAAGUUUUAGAAACUGGAAAUAUUCAGAAAGCGGCUGAUAUAGCUUUGCAGUAUCGUCCUAAGGGGCAGUACUCGUUAAUUUCUCGACCCUUGAUUCAUGCCCUAAAUAAGACUAAAGACAUUAAAUCAUUUGUAAACAUUUUGCAUGUUAUAAGCCGUCCACAACAAACAAAUGCUGAGGAUGACUCUAUGAUCGAUGAAACACAGAGAGAUGAUGUGAACAGUAGAGAAAUUGGUCGUAUUGUAAAAACAGCAGUGAAAAAUUUAGCGAAUCCUGAAUUAUGUGAACGACUAUUGGAAGAAUUACACUCAAAAGGCCUAACCAUAAGCACAUCCUACGCAGAAGAAAUAGAACAAUAUCUUGGACAAAAUAUGACUACAAAUAUAUCUGAAUUAUUAUCUAAGUUAACUUCUCCAGAUUUGGAAGUCGUCCCUCUCGAAAGUCCGCGUCGCACUGGACCACGAAAUUCCGCACAGCUUGAACAACUGCUGACACGAAUUAAAAGUAAAGAUGGCAAUAAUGUUAAUCGUAUACAAAAGCAACUACUGGAUACAUAUAUUAAGGAAAAUAAUGUCGAAAAAUUGAACAGCUUUUUGGAAGAACUGAAAUCAACAAACUUUGAACUCACAAUACCAACUCUCGCCCAACUAUUUGAAUUUUAUGCUGUGAAUGAUAAUAUUGAUAAAGCCAGAGAAAUUCAAGAUCAGAUCGCUGCAAAAGAUCCAGAAUUUAAACUAAACAAAUAUAAGAUUGUGCAAUUUGCAAAUGCUUUAGUAAAAGCCAAUAAAUAUGAAGAGGCUGUACAAGUUUUGGUAGAUAACAAACAAAUAGAUGAGGAAGAACUAUCAGGGUUCAUGAUAAACUCUAAAUGCUGGCAAAUGUUAAACAACUUGGCUGAGCAAAAAGAUGUUACUAAGGUGAAAGAGUUAACAAAGAUAUUGAUUGAAAACAACUACAUUGUACCUUCAAAUGUAAUACUAGGACCUUCUAUUAAAGUGCAUUUAAUACAGAAUGAUAUAGAAGGUGCAUUGAAAGAGUUUGAGGAAUGUUGCAAGCAAUAUAGAAGUACACCAUGGAAAGGGGAGCUGAUGAAAUCACUUAUAUUAGCGGAAGACGCAACAAAACUACAAUGGUUAGCUGAUCUUAGCACUCAGAUACACGGAGAAGUGAAUAUUUUGCACGAUUUAGUUCUAGCAUUUGUAGAGUGUGGUCGUUUGAGGCAAGCUCGCAGAAUACUGGAGACUCCCGGCAUGCACACACGACAGAAACGAUUGGACGAUGCCUGCCAACGUUACGUACAGGAAGGCAAAUCAGAAUAUUUGGAAGGAUUACUAGAAGCAACAAAAGAGUUGUCGUACAUUGAUCGUUCCAAUAUCUUUUACCAUUUACUUGUAACAUACUGCAAAGCGAAUGAAACUGACAAAGCUUUGGGUCUGUGGACAGUUCUGCAAGAGGAAGGUGAAGUCCCAAGUGAAGAGUUUCUGAAAUACCUUGGUAAACAUUUGAAAUCCCAGAAAAGAGAUGUCCCAUUCAUUAUUCCUGAGGAUCAGACCAAUGAGGUUCCGAUUGAAAAGAAAGUUGUGAAGAAAACAACCUCACAAGUCACCAAAUCUAAAGAAAGCACACAAUUAACCCUGCAGUUAACAAAAAAAGAAGUUAGCAGUAAAGUAGAGAAACUAGUUAAAGAGGGCAAUGCCUCCGCAGCUAUGGACUAUACAAUAAAAUGCAUCCAAAACGGUGUAAUUCCACUAGAUAAUGUAACCAAGUUCAUGCUUAAAUCUUUAUCUGAUGAAGGAAAUGUUGAAAAGAUACAAUUGUUGGACAGUUAUUUGACCAAAUCCAAGAAGCAACAUGUAACAUAUGAUGACAAAUUGGCUCUGGCUAUAUUUAAGAAAGGCGAUGGCCCUCAGUACGUUGAGAGUCUUUAUAACGCUCUCCAAUUGGCUAAUACUGAUGAACAAAUUGAAGAAAUUAUUCAGAAAUUCCCACGAACCAAUGCAUUCUCUUUAGCGGUACAAAAUGAGGAAAUGUCACAAAAAUGCCAAAAACUAGUGCUGUUAGCUGCUUCAAAAGGCCACGUUUUCCCAGCAAACUUAUUGUGGAUGGAAUAUAUUUUAGCGGGCAAUGAUAAGGAUGCAGACUUGAUCUGGAAUCAAGCUUUGAGCUCUGCCAAUGUUAUUGUGUUCAGACGAUUGCUUCAGGAGUGUUACUUCAGAAAUGAUACAAAGCCAAUAGAUAAAGUUAUCAGCGCUCUGAAAACUAACAAGAAUUUGCCGUCAGCGACAUUAGCGAAUGUUUAUUCUAGAUUAAUCGAUAUCCUAGUAAUAAAUAACAAGAUGAAUGAAGCUAAAUCGGCUUAUGAAGAAGCUUUAAGUUUCGGUAUCACAAAGGACGAAAUAAACAAAAAUACUCUUCGAAGGCUUAAUAUUUCGUCGGAAAAUUCUAGCGCUGAAUCUAAAUCGCUGUAGAUUUAUUACUAAAACUAGAUUUCAUCCAUAAUAUCUCUAAAUACUUUUUUCUCAAUUAUAGCUAGUGUUCUU